Chaetomium fimeti is the source of this 378-nucleotide messenger RNA. RefSeq lists its product as uncharacterized. NCBI's taxonomy places the organism in Eukaryota, Fungi, Ascomycota, Sordariomycetes, Sordariales, Chaetomiaceae. Bases 66 to 335 code for a protein of 89 amino acids. The record is from RefSeq and is a predicted model, not a curated record. The transcript has a single exon.
GGGCAGCUUCUUUUCUUUAGUUUUGAUCCAUUCUUGUGUUUAUUUAGUUUUUGACAGUGGCCAAGAUGAAGCCACAACCAAGCCUUUUCUGGGCGGCCGUCGGCCCACUGCCAUUUAUAGCAUGUUCCAGGGCAUUCAUUCCCUUGCCCCGAGAAGUCCGGGGCGGCCCGUCGAUCUCUGUGGGGCCUCAAGAGACAUCAGCGAGUGGCGAGCGACCUGGAUGCUUGCACAAAACGCUGGGCAUCCCGAAUCACGAGCAGGCCGAAAUUCACACUGGAUCCGCCUCGGAGGGUUCUCGGCCACACCACAAAGUCCAUGCUUUCCGCCUCCCCUGAGCCAUGUUGCAACACUUGCAUUUCCUCAGACAGCACGAGGGCA